GAUGAAAACAGAAAAAAACACAAGUGCGGGUAACAGAAAGUAAAGACAGACAGAUUGAACAGACAAUCUAAGAGACAGACAGACAGACAAACAGGUAUCGAGGACAGGUGAGACAGGUGGGAAUGCAUAGAGAACAGAGAGCUGCAGCUAUGACAAGCAGAAAAAUGAAUUUUUUUGAGUUUUGGAGAAACAACAAAGAAAGAGGAGCUUUGCAGAGGAGAACCAACCAGCUGAGACUUUUUCCUUCACAGCUGAGGCAGUUGCUAGGUGACAGCGGAAUUCGGGCGGCCCUGCAUGAUGUGAGGAUGGCGCCUCUGUUGCCCCCUGUUGGUUCAGAGGUCUUCAGACGCUUCACACCAGCGUCGCUGGAGGAGAUCCAGCGACGACAUGAAGUCGAGGAGAAGGAGCAACAAAGGAGGAAGGAGAAGAACAUUGAGAUAGCAGAGGAAAAUCUUCCUAAACCAGCUAGUGACCUAGAGGCUGGGAAACCCCUCCCAUUCAUCUAUGGAGACCCACCCCCUAAGCUUCUCAACACCCCACUGGAGGAGCUGGAUCCCUUCUACCAAUCACAAAAGACAUUCAUUGUGCUUGGUAAAGGAAACAUCAUCUACAGGUUUAACGCUGAGCCAUCCUGUUACCUGCUGAGUCCAUUCAACCCGCUGAGGACUGUCGCCAUCAAGAUCCUCAUUCAUUCUUUAUUCAGUUUGUUCAUCAUGGUGACGAUUCUGACCAACUGUGCUUUUAUGACGAUGAGUGAUCCUCCAGCGUGGAGCAAGACUGUGGAAAAUGACUCAGUACGCUUACCGUCAGCAAGGCAAGGCCACGCUUUGAACAUUCAUUAUGUUGUCAAAAAAAAGUCAGUCUGUGCCUCACCUUUUUGUCUGCAGACACUGCGAGCAGCAGGUAAAACCUACAUGAUCUUCUUUGUGGUCGUCAUCUUUCUUGGCUCGUUCUACCUCAUUAAUCUUAUCCUGGCCGUGGUUGCCAUGGCAUACGCCGAGCAGAAUGAGGCCACCAUCGCUGAGGCAAAACAGAAGGAGGAGGAGUAUGCUCAGAUUCUGGAGGCGCUGAAGAGGAGGGAGGAGGAGCAGGUGGCGUGCAGAGCACUCUCAGACAAACAAAAUUCAGCACAACAGGAGAAGAAUUCAUCCACAGAAAUAAAAAGCGACGAGCAAGAACACACUACCAUGGAAGACUUUGAGGGCGACCAGAGACCAUGUCCUCCCUGUUGGUACCCCUUCUCUGAUAUCUUCCUGAAGUGGAACUGUUGUGGCUGUUGGCGGUGGCUCAAACAAUGUCUCUACACCAUCGUCAUGGACCCAUUUGUUGAUCUCGGGAUCACCAUCUGCAUCGUCCUCAAUACUGUCUUUAUGGCCAUGGAGCAUUAUCCAAUGACAGAGGAGUUUGAGGAGCUUCUGAGCAUCGGAAAUCUGGUCUUCACAGGGAUCUUUACAGCUGAAAUGGUCCUCAAACUGCUGGCCAUGGACCCAUACUUCUACUUCCAGGUGGGUUGGAACAUCUUUGACAGCAUCAUUGUUACCAUGAGUCUGGUGGAGCUGGGAUUGGCUGACGUUCAGGGCUUGUCUGUGCUGCGCUCCUUCCGAUUGAUGCGGGUGUUUAAGCUGGCCAAGUCAUGGCCGACCCUCAACAUGUUGAUAAAGAUCAUUGGGAACUCUGUGGGUGCCCUGGGGAACCUGACCCUUGUCUUGGCGAUCAUUGUCUUUAUCUUUGCCGUGGUCGGGAUGCAGCUCUUUGGAAAAAGCUACAAAGACUGCGUCUGUCGCAUUUCAUUGGACUGCGAGCUUCCUCGCUGGCACAUGUACGACUUCUUCCAUGCCUUCCUCAUAAUCUUCAGGGUCCUGUGUGGGGAGUGGAUCGAGACCAUGUGGGACUGCAUGGAGGUCGCAGGUCAGACCAUGUGUCUGAUUGUCUUCAUGAUGGUGCUGGUCAUUGGAAACCUGGUGGUCCUGAACCUGUUCCUGGCCCUGUUACUGAGCUCAUUCAGCGGUGAUAAUCUUGCAGCUCCAGAAGAUGAAGGAGAAAACAACUUGCAGAUCGCCAUAAACCGGAUCAAUAGGGCUGUGGCCUGGACAAAGACCUGGAUCCUGGAACAUAUCUGGGCUUUAAUAGGAAAGAAGGACCACAUUAAUCCAGACCACACCAGUAGGACCAGACCUUUAACUGCAGUCGACAGUGAGGAAGAUAACAGGAUGACAAAGGAGUUUUUGGCUUUGAACUUAGUGACCUCGGACGAGUCGGUGUCAGAGGUUAAAUCCCUUGGCUGUAACCAUGACAACCUGACCAGCAACUACCACAACAUUGCCCCCCUCAGCGUUCCCAUCGCAGAGGCAGAGUCUGACUUUGAGAUGCCUGACAAUGAUGACGAUGAUGACGAAAAGGAGGAAGAGGAAGAGGAAGAACAGCUCUCCCAAUGUGACGCGUCCUCGGUCUGCAGCACCGUGCAGAAACUUCCUGAAGUUCAGGAGGACGAAGAGGAUGAAGAUCAAAAUGCAAACACACCUGUGGAGUGCUUUACUGACAGUAUGAACACACACACACACACACACAAAGACCUCCCUGCUCUUCCAUCUGCAUACAUGGAAAGGUUGAGACAGGGAGAGCAGCAGCAAAUACCCUCUGAGGUAGUGGUGAACGCCCUGAUUGGAGCGAUCCCGUCGAUCUUUAAUGUGCUGUUGGUGUGUCUAAUCUUCUGGUUGAUCUUCAGCAUUAUGGGAGUGAAUCUGUUUGCAGGAAAGUUUUAUUACUGUUUUAAUGAGACAUCUGAGGAGUAUUUUCCCCCUGAAAUUGUCAACAAUAAGACAGAGUGUUUGGCAUUAAUUAAAGCAAACUUCACUGAGGUCCGCUGGAAGAACAUUAAAGUGAACUAUGACAACGUGGGGAUGGGCUACCUGUCACUGUUACAAGUGGCCACAUUUAAAGGCUGGAUGGACAUCAUGUACGCAGCAGUGGACUCCAGAGAUGUGGAGUCCCAACCGAUCUAUGAAGCCAAUCUGUACAUGUACAUUUACUUUGUCUGCUUCAUCAUCUUCGGCUCCUUCUUCACCCUAAACCUCUUCAUUGGAGUCAUCAUCGAUAACUUCAACCAGCAGAAAGCCAAGAUGGGAGGAACAGAUAUUUUCAUGACGGAAGAGCAGAAGAAAUAUUAUAACGCCAUGAAAAAACUGGGCUCGAAGAAACCUCAGAAACCUGUUCCUCGACCUGAGAAUAAGUUCCAGGGUUUGGUCUUUGACCUGGUGACCCAACAGUUCUUCGACAUCUUCAUCAUGGUGCUGAUCUGCCUCAACAUGGUGACUAUGAUGGUGGAGACGGACGAGCAGAGUGCGGAGAAAGAAAUGAUCCUGUACUGGGUCAACCUCGUUUUCAUCAUCAUCUUCACCACAGAGUGCUCUCUGAAGGUCAUCGCGCUCCGGCAGCAUUAUUUUGCCGUAGGCUGGAACAUCUUCGACUUUGUGGUCGUCAUCCUGUCCAUUGUAGGUCUCCUCCUUGCUGAUAUCAUAGAAAAGUAUUUUGUCUCACCCACGCUUUUCCGAGUAAUCAGACUGGCUCGUAUUGGCCGAGUCCUUCGCCUCAUUCGUGGAGCCAAGGGUAUCCGGACACUGCUGUUUGCCCUGAUGAUGUCACUUCCUGCCCUCUUCAACAUUGGCCUCCUCCUCUUCCUCAUCAUGUUCAUCUUCUCUAUCUUUGGCAUGUCCAACUUUGCCUACGUGAAGAAGGGGGCCAUGAUCGAUGACAUGUUUAACUUUGAGACGUUUGGAAACAGCAUGAUUUGUUUGUUUAUGAUUACCACUUCAGCUGGAUGGGACGGUCUGCUGAGUCCCAUCAUGAACACACCGCCGGACUGUGACCCCGCCAUAGAUAACCCAGGAACGACGGUCAGCGGAAACUGUGGUAAUCCGGCAAUGGGCAUCGUCUUCUUCACCACCUACAUCAUCAUGUGCUUUCUGGUGGUGGUCAACAUGUACAUUGCCAUCAUCCUGGAGAACUUCAAUGUAGCCACAGAAGAGAGCUCUGACCCUCUGUGUGAGGAUGACUUUGAAAUGUUUUAUGAAACCUGGGAGAAGUUUGACCCUGACGCGUCACAGUUUAUACAGUACAGUAAGCUGUCAGAUUUCUGCGACACUCUGAAGGAUCCUCUGAGGAUUCCCAAACCAAACACCAUCAAACUGAUCCACAUGGAUCUUCCUCUGGUUCCUGGAGACAAGAUCCACUGUCUGGACAUCCUGCUUGCACUCACUGCACAGGUUUUGGGUGAUUCAGGAGAGAUGGACACUCUCAAAGCCAGUAUGGAGGAGAAGUUCAUGGCCAACAACCCCUCCAAGGUGUCAUAUGAACCAAUCAGUAGCACUCUACGGAGAAAACAGGAAGAAGUGGCAGCGACAGUGAUCCAAAGAGUGUAUAGGAAACACCUCCUGCAGCGGACAGUCAAACUGGCGUCCUACAAAUACAGAGAGAAGAUGGAGGGACGGCGAGACGAGAAGGCUCCGCCAGAGACAGAGGGACUUCUUUGUAAACGACUCAGUCAGCUGUAUGGAAACAGCGCAGAGACAGAGGAGCCCAUCUCAAGUGAGGAUCCCCCCGCCCGCGUGGAGCUUCAGAGCGAGUUUCUCCUCCACGCUGCUCCUCCUCUCAAUGCCCCAGACUUCCUGCGACACGAGAAUCUGAGGGAGUCUAUUGUCUGAGGAUGUUUCUGCAGUUUUUCCUGUUUUCCUCUGUACUGUGCAAACUCACCUCUGGUGUUUCUUGUUGGAGGAGCAGCUACAGCAUCUGUGGAGACUCCGCAGAGCGACAAAUCGCAGCAGAGACAAGUUCACAGUGAACGCUGCAGACCUUCAACCAUCGAUGACGCUUAAACUGUGUCAGUUGGUUCUGUUCUUCCUGUGGCUUCGCACUUGAAAAUGUCUUGUGCUGAGGUUUUUAAUCUUCUAACAGUUCCCGUCUAACUAUGGUGCCAGUAGAAACUGAAUUUGCAUACCCUGAUUUAUCGUC
Messenger RNA from Morone saxatilis (striped sea-bass), 5007 nucleotides. RefSeq names its product sodium channel, voltage-gated, type IV, alpha, b (gene scn4ab). The coding region runs from base 123 to 4700 and encodes 1525 amino acids. Gene Ontology annotation, cellular component: axon; plasma membrane; voltage-gated sodium channel complex. The record is from RefSeq and is a predicted model, not a curated record. NCBI's taxonomy places the organism in Eukaryota, Metazoa, Chordata, Actinopteri, Moronidae. Gene Ontology annotation, molecular function: protein binding; voltage-gated sodium channel activity. Gene Ontology annotation, biological process: membrane depolarization during action potential; sodium ion transmembrane transport; neuronal action potential. The transcript is spliced from 25 exons.